UGCAAACAUCGGCAUGCAUUAUGGGGUCGAUCGGAUUCUGGAAGCCCCAUCACGCCUUCACCCGCGACGAGGACGGCGACCGCGGCCACGCCCCUUUUUUCUGCCAGCGGAGUGCUGGAGCCAAGAGGGGUAGUCAACAGUGUGACACGAAGCAAAAGGACGCAAGCAACAUGCUGGAAGCUGCGGCUGCGUAAACAAAAAAUCGCGGAGCCGAUGCGGCGCCGGUUCCGAUGAGGAGCGCCGCAACGCGGGCGAGCGGGCGACGGCGGGGGCCGGCCGCCGUGGGCCAUCAGGAUAUAAUUAUAAUUCAACUGCAAAGGAUGGAAAAACGGGCACAACGUACUCAAGAAGGGGAGGACGGGGAGAGACAGGAGAGGAACGGGCGCGACGGGGCUGGAAGAGGGAGGACAAGCACGAAGGUAUAUAGCCCAGAGGCAGUGGGGAAGGGGGCAGCGGGAGGCGCGGCGCAAGCCGCGGGGGCUGUGGAGGGCCUCCCCACGGGCGCAGGCGCCUGGAGGACGACGACGGGGCCCUGGCGGGCUUCUGGCCGUCCGACUUCUCCUAAUUCGCCCCGUCGUCGUCAUUAUCCGCCUCGAGGGGGCGGAAGGCGUCCUCACGGGUGCAUGCACUUGGCGCACGACGACAAGGCCCUGGCGGGCUUCUUGCCGUCGGAGAUCUCCGAGUUUGCCUCGCUACCAACGGGAGCGUGGUCGAGGGCUUGAUGCGGUUGCCGCACACGGCGACGGCGGCCCAGAGCCCCACCACCAACCCGAAGUCCAUCAGCGGGCUCGGGGACUUGCUGGCGCCGCGGUCGGUGGGCCAAUGCCCCCGAGGGUGCCGAUGGGGCCGAGGAACCAACUAUGCCCAGAUCCAAACGAGGACUCUGGGAUCCUGGCGUUGCGCUGUUGCCACAACGAACGAUUCUGCCUCAUAUCGGGGCCCGGGGCAAUCACGGAUCGACCCGGCUCGAGAGAUGCGGCAGAGAGAUGGGGUUUAG
Messenger RNA from Prorocentrum cordatum, 997 nucleotides. Lineage: Eukaryota; Dinophyceae; Prorocentrales; Prorocentraceae. The record is from the annotation of a GenBank genome assembly.